GGCAGGAAUAAUGGAGGUUAAAGGUCGAACGGAAGUUCCAGAAGCUUCUGGUGGCCGGGCUGUCUGCGAGCUAUGGCUAAACAUCAUCCAGAUUUGAUCUUUUGCCGCAAGCAGGCUGGUGUUGCCAUUGGAAGACUGUGCGAAAAAUGUGAUGGCAAGUGUGUAAUCUGUGACUCCUAUGUGCGUCCCUGCACCCUGGUGCGAAUAUGUGAUGAAUGUAACUAUGGCUCUUACCAGGGGCGCUGUGUGAUCUGUGGAGGCCCUGGAGUCUCCGAUGCCUAUUAUUGUAAGGAGUGCACCAUCCAGGAGAAGGAUAGAGAUGGCUGUCCCAAAAUUGUCAAUUUGGGGAGCUCUAAGACAGACCUCUUCUAUGAACGCAAAAAAUACGGCUUCAAGAAAAGGUGAUUGGUGGGUGGCCCCUUCCUCUCCCCAUCAAGCUGCCGCAGCUGCCAGAAAAAACGCCUACUACUACCAGCAGAACGGAAGCGGAGCCCAGAGCAUCACCAGAAUUGCCUGCUCGUGUCCUGGCACCUUGCCACCCUUUCCUCUCCCCUCACCCAGACAUGUGGUAGGAAUGGAAAAGGAUUCUUCACAGAGCACCCUGGCAGACUGUAUGAGAGAAAAAUUGAUAGAUAGUGUUUUUUCUUGAAUAGCUCACUACAGCCUCUCUUCUCCACAUUGAUAUGUUCUCUCUAUAGUAAGAGUUUCUA
Molecule: messenger RNA, 710 nt
Organism: Propithecus coquereli (Coquerel's sifaka)
Lineage: Eukaryota; Metazoa; Chordata; Mammalia; Primates; Indriidae
Gene: PHF5A
Product: PHD finger protein 5A
Exons: 4
Coding region: 73-405 (110 amino acids)
Biological process (GO): mRNA splicing, via spliceosome
Cellular component (GO): precatalytic spliceosome; catalytic step 2 spliceosome; U12-type spliceosomal complex
Source: RefSeq, a predicted model, not a curated record